AUGCAAUCGAGUAAUAUGUCACUCCGAACUCUCUUCCGCGGUGCGAUACACGUCAUCCGAUUCUUUCAGAUGGCAAACCUCUCAUUUACCACGUAUACAAUAUGUUACGCGGCAUGGCUACGAAGUCAGGAGUACCGCAACGUUAUAAAGUAUCAUGACGUGUCGAAUCAAACAUUCCUUGACAUGAAGGAAGCCGCUAUGAUCAUAGCAGUUAGUAACUGUUGCGCUGCCCUGGGUAUCGAGGUCUUCAUCAACUCAGACUUUAACAAACCAUCGGAUCCACGUUUGUCGAUAAUGAGCCUUGCUGCUUACUCAAUGGGUCUCUGCUUCUACGCCACCAUGCCGGCGGCUCGACAAUACUUGACGCAUAAUGGUGUGUUAACGGACCCUGGUAACUAUGUCGACUUUUCAAAACUCGACACUGCGUUAUGGCGGACCUCAUUGGCGUAUGGGAUGGUUACGUGGUACGUGUCUCUGUUUCUGGGUGACAUGGGGGUCAAAACUUCUGACUAUUGCUGUUCAGGGCCUCGAGCGUGGUGUUCGUACUGUCCACAGUUGUGGAUCGAGCAGAAAGAGCCAUUUUACAGAAGUCUGGCAUAA
This is a messenger RNA of Colletotrichum tamarilloi, 600 nucleotides long. RefSeq lists its product as uncharacterized. NCBI's taxonomy places the organism in Eukaryota, Fungi, Ascomycota, Sordariomycetes, Glomerellales, Glomerellaceae. Bases 1 to 600 code for a protein of 199 amino acids. The transcript has 2 exons. The record is from RefSeq and is a predicted model, not a curated record.